This is a messenger RNA of Closterium sp. Naga37s-1, 1647 nucleotides long. NCBI's taxonomy places the organism in Eukaryota, Viridiplantae, Streptophyta, Zygnematophyceae, Desmidiales, Closteriaceae. The record is from the annotation of a GenBank genome assembly.
AUGUGCUCUUCCCCAUACCAGUUCCGUGACUUCGUCGCGCUGUUGAAGCCCGAUGCGGCGCGACAUCUCGGCACACGUUGGCGCUUGGCACGUGACCUGCUCGCCUCUGGCGAGGCCGCAACGGCUCAGCUUAAACAGAUGGUGACAGGCGACGGACUGGCGGGGAGGGUGACACUCACCACUGACAUUUGGACCAGCGAGAACAAGAUCGCGUUCAUGGUGGUAACAGCUCACCGUCUCACCGCGGACUUCAAGCUCCAGCAGAUGGUUAUCGACUUCAGGCCGUUGGAGGGCUCCCACACGGGGGAAAAGAUUGCGACCGAGUUGGAGGCGGUCAUUCGGGAGUGGGGGUUGGGUGACUUGUUCUUCGGCGUUACCACCGACAACGCGGAGAACAACAACCGGGCGGUGCGCUUGCUGGCCGGUGUCAAGGACAACAUACCGGGGUCACGACCGCGUGACCCCCCCCUGCUGUCCCUGUCUCGGCACUUCAGGUGCGUGGCCCAUAUUUUGAACCUGGCCGUGCAGCUUGCCCUGGCGGUUGACACAGUUGCUGAACCGCUCAAGAGGUUGCGAGCUGUGGCCCACCACAUUGGGUGGUCAGUUCAGCGAUCGGAGCGGUUCUUUGACAUCCAGAAACGGUAUGUGGCGACCCUGGCGGGGAGGGCGAUGGGGGACGGAACAGCAGAGGGAGGGGGGCAGGCGGCGACGGAAGUGGGAGGCACGCGGCGCAAGGUACCAGUUGACUUGCGCCUGAUAGUCGACUCGGACACGCGCUGGGGUUCCACGCUGGAGAUGGUGAUCAGGGGGUUGGCGCUGUGCAUUCCUCUCACGAUGUUCUUCGAUGAGACUACUCCCGGCAUCUCCAAAGAGACACGCGAACAAUGGGCGAAGAUCAGGCUGUCCGAUGCGCACUGGGCAUCUCUCAGGGAGCUGCGUGAUUUUCUCGAGCCCUUUGAUGCUAUCACCCUGUUCGUGGAAGGGUCAUUGUACCCCACCAUGGCAGGUGUUGUUCCCCAGUACAACAUGCUGCUAGAUAUCCUGGACAAGGCUUUGACGCUACCUGGGCUCACGCCGCUGCAGGAGGAGCUGACCACAGCGGCAGUAAGCAAGUUGGAGCGCCACAUGGGGGGGGUGAGCGAGGAGGCAGCGAUUGCCACCUUCCUCGAUCCGCACCUCAAGACCGCGCCUUUCAGGCUCAGGCAGCGAUCGGCGCGGGCGCCCAUUGUGGUGGAGGCGGGGGGGCAUGCCAGGGGGGCCCGGACACUCGACCUGAGUGAGGAGAGGGUGAAGGCGCUGGUACGACAGCGCCUUCCGCCGUACCAGGCAGCGGCCCGUGCAGCUGCAGCGGCACGCCUUGGGGGUGAGGUCACUAGCGCGAGGGGAGGGGCGGGACAGGGCGAGGCUGCAGUGCCUGCGGCUACAGGGCGUAGGGGGGCUAGGUCACGUGGCGUGCUCGACUUUCAGGCUAUGCUGCAACAAAGUCUGGCAGAUAUGGAGGCAGAGGAGGGGGUGCAGACACUGGACGAGAUUGACCAGUACUUGGCAGAGUCAGAGCAGGAACAUCGUCUGGUGGCAGAGGCACCGUCUGAGCCCACAGCAGAUGCGAGCGGCCAUGAUGAUCAAGACAUGGGCGGAUCACCAUGA